CUUUCCCCUUUUUCCGCCAUUCCUUCUCACAAUCAAUCCCGAUCGAUAUCCAAAGAACACAAAACCGAUUUCGUUCUCAUCGUUCCCAAAUCCCAAAUCCAAAACCCUAACCCUAGCUAUCUCCAACCCCAAGAUUGCGCCCCAGGUUGUUUGGAUUUGGGAUCGGAUCGUGGCUCCCAGAUCUGGGAAUGGACGGGCGGGAUCCAACGGCGGCCGGUGGCGAUGGGCCGGUGGAGGAGGACGGUGCUCUUUCCGUCACUGCGGCGCUGGCGAAGGAGGCUGCCGCGUUGUUUCAGAGUGGAAGGUAUUCGGAGUGCGUUGAGGUUUUGAACCAGCUUUCGCAGUUGAAGGAGGACGAUGCGAAGGUUGUUCAUAACAAGGCUGUUGCUCAAUAUUUCUGCAAUGGUUGUUCCAAUCCAAGGAAAUUGCUUGAUGUGCUUGACAAGGUAAAGAGGCAAAGCGAAGACCUUGUCCGGUCCUCUAGGGAGGAGAGGGAUGUUAUUGGAAACAAUGGAAGCAAUCUGGGCUCAGGAUCUACUGCAAGCUCGACUCCAUUAUAUCAGCUUUCUGCUCCAAAUUCUAGCCGCAUUACCUAUGCAGAUGAAUUUGAUACUUCCAUCGUGACUUUAAACACUGCAGUAAUUCUGUAUGCUCUGCAUGACUACGAUGGUGCAUUAUCAAGACUAGAGCCAUUAUAUCAAAACAUAAAAUCUGUCGAUGAAGCAAAUACUCUUCAGAUAUGCUUUCUUUUACUGGAUAUUGCAUUAGCUUCCCAAGAUGCGCUGAGAGCUGCAGAUGUGAUUCAAUAUUUGGAGAAGUUAUUUGGUGUUGGCUGCCUCACAAACCAAAUUGAUGAUGGAACUGGUGCUGAUAAUCAAUAUUCAAAUGAAGUUGCUUCAGCAAACAUUAAUGUCAAUGUGCAAGAUGCCUCUAGAUCAGAUUCAAGUGACAGUCCAAGCAUUCCUGAGAACUCCCUCGCACGAACUUUAUUGGAUGAAUCAUUGGAGUAUGAAACAUUUAUCUCAGCAAUGGAUGGUGGUACUCCUAACUUGGGUAGGUCUGCUACAAAGGAUGUCUCAAAAUCAUCAGUUGAUCGGAUUGCGCCUGCCAUUGUGCAACUUUACAAGGUCAAAUUUCUGCUACUUACCAGAAACCUGAAGGCAGUAAAGCGUGAACUCAAGCUUGUUAAGAAUAUUAAAGGCAGCGGAGGUUCACCACUGCUGUUGAAGUCCCACCUAGAAUAUGCUUGUGGCAACCAUCAAAAUGCUAGAGAACACUUGAUGUCAUUCAUGGGUCAGAAAGAACAAAGAAUUCGGGCUAUACUGCAUAACAACCUUGGAUGCAUAUCUCACCAACUAGGAGAACAUCACACGGCUAUCUGGUAUUUUUUGAAGGCAUUACAUAGCUGCUCAGCACUACGAUCUGAGAAGCCUCCAAAACUUUCAACUUAUUCACAGGAUAAAUCCCUUGUCAUAUUUUACAAUUGUGGCUUGCAAUAUUUAGCCUGUGGAAAACCAUUAGUUGCAGCUAGAUGUUUCCGUAAAGCUGCUCCUUUUCACAGUCGACUUCUUUUAUGGCUCCGGUUCGCUGAAUGCUGUUUAUUAGCUCAAGAAAAGGGUCUCCUUCAAAAAACCCCUUCCUCUAGCAGUGAAGAGAUUAAAGUUCAAGUAAUUGGUUCAGGCAAAUGGAGGCAUUUAUUUGUGGAGAACAUUAACUCGAGUAACAGGCAUUUGGAUGACACUGGAGAGGAUAUUCUGUUUGAUCCUGAUGAUAAAAAUAAAGACAUUCUCUCACUUCCAUUUGCUCGCCAGUGUUUGAACAAAGCCCUUGAUUUAUUAACCGAGCUGGAAGAAAAAAAAUCAAAACACAAUGCUUCACGCUCUGCAUCAGAAGUGGAAGUAACAAGCCAUAAGACAACAGGAUCACAUGGAGCCUCUAGAGGAGCAGCCUCUAUGCUAACUGGUGCGAAUGGUGAUUCUAAAGAAACCAAGGUGAACCGUGGCACUAUAUUUCAGAGUUCUCUUUCUUCGUAUCUAGAUUUGUCCCAAAAAGAGAACCAUAUGAUAAAGCAGGCAGUUCUAGCUGACCUAGCAUACGUGGAGCUUAGCUUGGAAAAUCCAAAGAAAGCACUUGCUGCUGCAAUUCGACUUCAGCAAUUGCCUGGCUGUUCCAGGAUGUAUAAUUUUCUCAGCCGUGUAUACGCAGCUGAAGCACAUUGCCACCUGAACGAACCUAAAGAAGCAGCGAAGCAAUUAUCGGUAUAUCUCUUAGACACGACUGAUGUCACUUUUCCAUACAGUGAUGAGGACAGAGAGAGAUGGCAAGUUGAUGAAGCUCAAGGUGGCAAAACCUUGAAGCCCGAAGAGGCUCGUGGCAUUCUUUACCUCAACAUUGCCACUAUGUUUUCCAUUGAGGGAAAUUCCGAAAUGGCUAGUCAGUUUGUAACUAAAGCAUUGUCUCACGUACCGAAUAACCCCCGAGCUAUUCUUGCUGCGAUUUACGUGGAUCUCCUAUGGGGUAAGACACAAGACGCCCUCGUCAAGUUGAAACAAAGCAGGCAUGUGAGAUUCUACUCAAGUACAGAGGCUAAACAAUGAAAUGAGCAGCUUAGGAUGUUUUUGUGUUCUUUUUUUUAUUUUUCCGGUUUUCCCAAUUGAUUUGUAUCCUCCCGUGUGUUCGGUUAGAUGAAAAGCUUUACCGGAGGGAUAAUUUCGAUGCUAGUGUUUUUAUGUACCAUAGAAAAAUGAUUGUUGGUAGAAAUAAGUAUUUUUCCUACCAUUACCAAUAGGGUCGUUUUGUGGUGUAUGACAGAUUAAUUUUGAUCUGUUUGUGCCCAGCUUUUGAUCUUACCAUGUAAUGCAUGUCAAUGAUAGAGAAGAAGAAACAGCACCUUUUUUAGGAUUUUGCUAAAAUUUCAUUCAUUUAACAGUGAUGUUAAUGGGAA
Messenger RNA from Dioscorea cayenensis subsp. rotundata (Guinea yam), 2944 nucleotides. Its product is annotated as CCR4-NOT transcription complex subunit 10-like. The transcript is spliced from 6 exons. Gene Ontology annotation, cellular component: CCR4-NOT complex. Lineage: Eukaryota; Viridiplantae; Streptophyta; Magnoliopsida; Dioscoreales; Dioscoreaceae. The coding region runs from base 189 to 2597 and encodes 802 amino acids. The record is from RefSeq and is a predicted model, not a curated record. Gene Ontology annotation, molecular function: protein binding. Gene Ontology annotation, biological process: negative regulation of translation; mRNA catabolic process.